CAACCCCACGCUGCGAUUCGUCUAGCCUUCCAGAAUCGGGUCUCCGUGACGGCAAAUCUCAACAUGGGAUGCAAAGCCGAAAAAACAUGCUUUCGAUGCUAGAAAGAGAGAGAGAUCUUCCCACCCUCCCCCCUGCUUCUCUAGUGUCCUCGGUUGACGAGCACCUUUUCUAUUUUUUUCCCCAAAUUUUGCACAUGGGCAACUCUGCCCGUCUCCUCCGUAUCGCCAGAGCCGAUACGAAGCUCGGCGACUCUGCCGACACGUGCGAGGAUUGUUGAUAGAGUACCCGCCGCUUAUCAGGUCAUCGCCCUACUGGGUAUUCCGAAAGACAAGGGGGGUCUGCCGCUAGCUUUUCGGUGCCUUCGGGUCAGCAUGGCAGCGAUAGCGACACAAUCUGAGUGAGGCUCAUGAGAGUGUAUGUUCGUUGAAUGACUAAGAUUGUGGAUGCAAGUACCUUGUUGCAACAAGGUCAAGACGAGGUUGAGUGAUGAAACCGUUUCCAAACCAAAAUAUACGCGUCUUAAAGUAUUAAACAAGAAAGACUACACAAUUAGAAUUAGAGCAUUCCCUCCGAUGCCUUGAUAGCAGUCAUGCUGGAAAACUCCAAGCAAGAAGAGAUCCUCGCUCCCCUCAAAAUUAUACCCAAGGCAAAACAGAAACAAAAAAGAUUUAAUCAAAAUAAAAGUAAUAAUCCGCCCAAGUGGGAAAAGCGCCAUCGAAACUCCCGGUCCAUCUACCGUCUAUCCUUCAAGCCUUUUCCUCGUUGCCCGUUGGG
This is a messenger RNA of Trichoderma atroviride IMI 206040, 775 nucleotides long. NCBI's taxonomy places the organism in Eukaryota, Fungi, Ascomycota, Sordariomycetes, Hypocreales, Hypocreaceae. The record is from RefSeq and is a predicted model, not a curated record.